GUCCGCGGUUUUUCAGUUGGCUCUGCAGCUCUAAGCGGCAAGCAGGCACCGAUCAUCGCAUCCCUAUAGUCGACCUCACGGCAUCAUGGCGAAUACCAAUCCCGUUCUCGGCGUCCUCGUCAUGGCGCGACAUGGCGACAGGCAGGGCUUCUAUCAGUCGCCGAUCACAUACACAGCCAGCAAUACAGAGAUCACACCGCUCGGCGAAGUAGAAGCCUACAAUCUCGGCGUCGCGCUUCGUGAGCAGUACUUGACCGAAGGAGCUGCAGAUGCCAUUCAGGGAUUGCCGUCAUAUACCCUCGUGCCUAAUGCUGCCAUCGACUUCAAAGCAGACGCAGGCGGCGAAGGUUCGGUCAUCUACGACUCUGCUGUCGCGGUCACGCAGGGUCUCUGGCCAGCGACGGCUCUCUCGAACACAACGCUCGCCAACGGCACACUCGUCGUGUCGCCGCUGGGUGGCUACCAAUAUGUCGGCAUCGGGACUGUUGAGCCGUCGGACUAUACGCUCGAAGGGUUCACCUCGUGCAACACUUUCUCAAACUUCACAAGCGAGACAUACAAUUCGUCUGCGUUCGAGCAAGUCGCUUCGGACAAUGCCGUGACGCUGAACAAUUUGGCUACGCUCGCGCAGCGCAACGUGACGCUUCCGACGAUGUAUAACGUCUUUGAUUAUGUCAACGUUCAGUCGAUCCACAACGCGAGCUUUCUGGAGCGAUUGAACACCGAGGGAUCCUACCUGCUCCCACAGGCACGCUACCUUGCCAACUAUCACGAAAAUACGCUCUUUGGCUCACCGAAUCUGACUUCGAUCGCCAACAUCGCUGGUCGGACUGUGCUGCCCGACAUCCUCGGUGCAGUACAGGGCUAUACGAACGCGACGGAGCCCGUCCGCUUCUCAUUCCUGGCAGUCUCAUACAAGCCCUUCAUCUCGCUCUUUAGCAUGCUCGGGGUCACCGAGCAAUUUCCAGACGUCUAUGGUAUCGUCAACUAUGCUGCCGCUAUGACGCUCGAGGUCCGCCAGUCUGCCACGAACACGAGUGGCUACGUCGUCCGGUUCUCCUUCAACAAUCAAACAGGCAGCGGAUUCACGAGCUACCCCAUGUUCGGCGGCAGCGACAUCGACUAUCCUGUCGAUCAGUUUGUCAGCAAUCUCGACUCGUCCUCAAUCAAGACCCUGUCCGAAUGGUGCACGGUCUGCAGUCAGACGACCCUGCGGGGUUGCGACGUCAUCACUGCCGCCAACAGCUCGGACGGCAUGGAUCGACAAGGUUCCGUGACGACCACCUAUGGCGAUCAUGCUACCUCACCCCUUGCGUCCGGCUUCAUUGGCGCUGCAGUCAUGCUCGCCCUUGUCGCCAUCAUCCUCGCCGCUCUAGCUGCUGCCGGUAUCGUCAGUCUCGGCAGGCGCUCGCGUGCGCGCAAGUACGAUCACUACGAGAGCGAUCAUGUCGGUCUCAAGCCGACGGGAUCCCCUGGUUCCAAUUAGCACCACGAUCUCGCAGAAGACUUCGCAGGCUCUCGCGUUAUGGGCACGCGCAAGGAAGCCAUCUAGAUUUUUAUCAUUCACCGCACAUUGAAGGAUUGCACAUCGUUACGACACUUGAAGCAAAGCUCUGUCACGCUGUGAAUGUCUUUGCGCAACGCUGAGCCAUGCUCCGCGUUCGCUUCAUCGAGCUCAGUAUCGCUAAAGGCAUUGCCCACUUGCUCGGCAUUGAGAAGCACUCUCCAUGCAAAAGAAGCGUGGAAAAUGGGCGGAUCGUAGAAGAGCGGCAGGCGAAGCUUCCGGAGGACGACAUGC
Molecule: messenger RNA, 1798 nt
Organism: Mixia osmundae IAM 14324
Lineage: Eukaryota; Fungi; Basidiomycota; Mixiomycetes; Mixiales; Mixiaceae
Exons: 4
Coding region: 86-1486 (466 amino acids)
Biological process (GO): dephosphorylation
Molecular function (GO): phosphatase activity
Source: RefSeq, a predicted model, not a curated record